This is a messenger RNA of Monoraphidium neglectum, 1527 nucleotides long. RefSeq lists its product as hypothetical. The record is from RefSeq and is a predicted model, not a curated record. Lineage: Eukaryota; Viridiplantae; Chlorophyta; Chlorophyceae; Sphaeropleales; Selenastraceae. The transcript is spliced from 7 exons. Bases 1 to 1527 code for a protein of 508 amino acids.
AUGAGCAUCUUAGGCUCCAACGCCAUUUCUUUGCCGCCGCCGCCAGUCGUGCUGUUCGGCCAGCCCGGGCCACUGCCAGCGCUCGACGUGGCGGACAGGCUGCGCUACAGGCAAAGGAAUUUGGAGGAGAAGGAGGAGGCCAGCGUAAUUAGAUUCACCAACCGCACACCACGCAAUGUGCGCGCUCUGUGGAUCGACUUCGACGGCAACGAGGUGGCGUACUCUGUGGUCGAGCCCAACCAGCAGCGCCUCUACCGCACAUACGUGUCCCACCCCUGGAUUGUGCGCGAGGUGUCCACGGGGGCACGCAUGGUGCUGAGUGGGGCGGUGGCGGUGGUGGGCAUGGCUGAGGAGCAGUGCGUCGACAUCACAGACCCGCCCAUGCUCGGCUGGGAGCACAAGCGGGCCUCCAAGGCGAUGCUGCUGUUGCACCACCGCCUCGCCACCAUCCAGCCGGCAUCGCACCUGUCCCAGCUGCCGGGAACCGCCACGUCCCCGCCCUGCAGCCCCGCACGCUGCGUCAUGAAGCCCACUCCUAUCGACGCCCUUGCCGCCACCACCACCACGCGGCUGCAGCUGUCGACGGCCCAGACCGACCUCAGCAUCGCCAUCACCACGGACAGCCCGCUAGCCGACUGCUCGCCCUACCGGGCCUCCAGCACGCAGUUGGUGUCGCCGCUGUCGCCGCGCCGCACCAUUAACAUCACCGUCAACGCAACCGGCUCAUCCUUCGGCGUCAACAUCAGCUCCUCUCUGCUGCCCGCGGACGCCAGCGCAGACGCGGAACCGGCACAAUGCAGCCGGGACCAGGAUCAGCGCCCCAGCUCAGCGUCGUCGCUGGCGCCGCUCUCGCCAGCCUCAAGCAGCAAGCACGCGCUGACAAGCGGCUUCAAGUCAGGCCUGUCAACCAUCAUGGGCCUCGUGAGCCCCAGCCGCAGCCGCACGCCGCUCUUGCGCCGCCUGGACGCCGCGGGCUGCAGCAGCACGCCUUUCGGGCUUGCGGCGUCGGGCACCAACCUCGGCUCGCUGCCUGAGCAUUUGGUGUUGCACAUCAUAAAGCUGGCCGCGCCGCCACAGUGGCAGGGUGUCCACCUGCCGCCCUCCGGCCGCCGCGACAUCAAGCCCACCCUCCUGGCCUGCGCACCCAACACCAAGACCCAGAAGGAAGAAGACGAGGACGCCGCCGCGGCUGAUGCCGUCAACGACGCGGCCCGCAACGCAGCAGCAGGCGGCGCCGCAGCAGCAGCGGCUCAGCAGCAGCAGCAGCAGCAGCAGCAGCAGCAGCAGCAGCAGCAACAGGCGCAGCAGCCGUUCAACCUGGCUGCUGCGGCGCUCAACGCGUUCAUCAACGAAGGCUGGAACUUGCUGGGCCCGCUGGGCGCCGCUGCGCUUGGUGAGGCCCCUGGGGCGGGCGUCGGCGGCGCGGCAGUGCUGCCGCUAGGUCCUGGGCACGGCUUCGCUCCCGCUGCAGCCCCAGAGGCCGAUAUGCCAGGCAUGGCCGACAGCGACUCUGAUGUGGAUGAGUAG